CAGGCGUCCUAGGCUCUGAACGCCGAAGAGGACGCCCCGGGGUCCGCACUGCAGAACGCGGAGGAGGGUUGAAGGGCGGGACCUCACGACCCAGAGAGUGCGCGCCUGCGACCACAGUUCCCACGGUCGCCGAUCGCCGCUGCUGAGCCGCCAGGCUAUAACCCCUCUUCCCAGUAGAGGCCGCUGACUGAAGCGGAGCUGGGGGUCGAGCUGGGGACCUCGGAGACCCCCCGCGGGGCUUCUCUGAAGCCUUCCUAGCUGGCUGAAUCCCAUCAACUUAGGGGGAGGAAAACAGCUCCCAGCGCCCUUGCCCUUCCCACUUUGCGACGACUGUGAGACCCUUGCCCUCUAACGUGAAAUUCCUGCCAGGGUGGCUGCCAUGUCAGCCUUGCUGGACAUCAAGAGCAGUGUGCUCAGGCAGGUGCAGGUGUGCCCAUCCUUCCGCUGGAAAACCGAGCAGGAACCUGAGAGCACAGACACACAGGAGCCCCCCACAGGGGCCUGGAAACCUGGGGAUGGUGUGGAGUUUUUCGCCCACAUGCGCCUCAUCCUGAAAAAGGGGGAUGGCAGACAGGGCCUUCCAUGCCCCGAGGUUCUUUUGCGCAGUGGUUCCCCCGCCCCUGCUGAGCCUGUGGACCCCAACCGUGACCUGAGAGCCCUGACCCAGGAGGAGGUGGAGAUGCUCUACGAGGAGGCCUUAUACACAGUCCUGCACCGGGCAGGCACCAUGGGCCCCGACCAGGUAGAUGACGAGGAGGUCUUGCUAGGCUACCUUCAGCAGGUGUUUGGCACCAGUUCUGAAGAACACAUGGAGGCCAUCGCACGUGUGAAAAAAGCCAAGGCUCCCACAUAUGCCCUGAAAGUCUCUGUCAUGCGUGCCAAGAACCUUCUGGCUAAAGACCCCAAUGGCUUCAGUGAUCCAUACUGCAUGCUGGGCAUCCUGCCAGCCUCAAGUGCCCCACAGGAGUCGAGUGGGCAGAAGGAGCAGCGCUUUGGCUUCCGCAAGGGCAGCAAGCGUAGCAGCCCACUACCUGCCAAGUGUAUCCAGGUCACUGAGGUCAAGAACAGCACCCUGAAUCCUGUCUGGAAGGAGCACUUCCUAUUUGAAAUUGAGGAUGUCAACACAGACCAGCUGCAUCUGGACAUCUGGGACCACGAUGAUGACGUAUCCCUGGCAGAAGCAUGCAGGAAACUGAAUGAAGUUAUUGGCCUGAAGGGCAUGAGCAGAUACUUCAAACAGAUUGUCAAGUCGGCCCGUGCAAAUGGGACAGCAGGGCCCACUGAGGACCACACCGAUGACUUCCUAGGAUGCCUCAACAUCCCUAUCAGGGAGGUGCCCGUGGCAGGUGCUGACCGCUGGUUUAAGCUGGAACCCCGCUCUAGUGCCUCCCGUGUGCAAGGAGACUGCCACCUGGUCCUCAAGCUGAUCACCACCCAGAGGGACACUGCUAUGAGCCAGCGUGGACGCUCCGGCUUCCUGUCCUACCUGAUGCUCCUCAGCCGUGUGCUGCGGUUUGAGCACCGAGUGGAGGAGCCCAACUCCAGCAGCUGGCGUGGCGAACUUAGUGGGCCUGGGACCACAGUCCUUUGUCUGCAUGGAGCCCAAAGUAAUCUGUCACCCUUGCAGCUGGCAGUGCUGCACUGGCAAGUCAGUAGCCGCCACCAUCAGUCACGCACCCUGGACUACCGCUACCUGCUGGGGUUGCUGGAAGAUGUGCAGGCACACUGGGAAGAGGCGGCUUCCCUACCCCAGGAGCAGGAGGAGAGCCUAGCCGACAGCUUCUCUGCCUUCUCGGAGUUCGGGCUGAAGCUGCUGCGCCAGCUCCGAGAUUACUUCCCUGCCACCAACAGCACUGCUGUGUAUCGCUUGGGGCUGCUGCUGAAGUGCCUCGAGAAGAUCCAGCUCUUCCAGCCAGUCUUCGCCGUCUGUCCCUUUGAGACGGAGCUCAACGUGGACAUAGUCGCAGCCCUGAAGCGGGGCAACCGGGAGUGGUACGACCAGCUCCUGAACACCAAGAGUCCUCGUGAGCAGCCUGGGCCACAGCGCCUAGCAGGGCUUGUUGAGCUUGCAGACAUCAUCUACGAGGACUUGCAGGCCUGCUUUGGGGUCUACGCCAGUCUCUUCUACGGUAUCCUUAAGGUGGACUUCUUCACCCUUACCUUCCGGCAGCUGGAACGUCUGGUGGCUGAGGAGGCAUGGGUACUGACAGAGGAGCUGAGCCCCAAGAUGAACCUAGAGGUGGCCUCAGGGCUCUUUGAGCUCUACCUGACCCUGGCAGAUACCCAGCGCUUCUGGAGCUGCAUCCCUGGACGGGAAAGCCGCUCGCUAGCCCUGGCUGGCAUCCACACCCCGUUUCUGCCAGCCGUGAAGCUCUGGCUGCAUGUGCUGAGGGACCAGGCCAAGUGGCGCCUGCAGGGAGCUGUGGAUGUCGACACGCUGGAGCCUGUGGAUGCUUCCUCCAAACACAGCAGCUCCGCAGCCACCACCAGCCUCUGCCUCACUCACAUCCAGGAACUCUGGGUUCGUCUGGCCUGGCCUGACCCUGCCCAGGCCCAGGGACUAGGCACUCAGCUCAGCCAGGACAUGUGUGAGACUUCCCUCUUCUACACGGCACUGCUGAGGAAGAAGGUGGACACCCAGCCCGGGGCCGCUGGUGAGGCAGUGAGUGAGCAGCUCUGUGUGGUGCUCAACAAUGUGGAGUUGGUACGCAGAGCUGCAGGACAGGCACUGAGAGGCCUGACGUGGCCUGAGGGGGCCAGCGGGCUGGAGGGAGGGCUCCCCCGCCCUCUGCUCAGCUGCAUGCAGGCCCUGGAUGAAGACCUCCAGCGGGAGGCCCACACCGUGACAGCACAUCUGACUUCCAAGAUGGUGGCAGACAUCAGGAAGUAUGUACAGCACAUCAGUCUGUCCCCUGACUCCAUUCAGAAUGAUGAGGCUGUAGCCCCGCUCCUGAAGUACCUGGAUGAGAAGCUGGCCUUGCUGAAUGACUCGCUGGUGAAGGAGAACCUGAGCAGAGUGCUGGAGGCCCUCUGGGAGCUGCUUCUGCAGGCCAUUCUGCAGGCACUGAGUGCAAACAGAGACGUCUCUGCUGACUUCUAUGGACGCUUCCACUUCACACUUGAGGCUCUGGUCAGUUUCUUCCAUGCUGAGGGCCAGGGGCUGCCCCUGGAGAACCUGAGGGAUGGGAGCUACAAGAGGCUGGAGGAAGAGCUGCGGCUGCACAAAUGCUCCACCCGAGAGUGCAUCGAGCAGUUUUACCUGGACAAGCUCAAACAGAGGUCUCUGGAGCAGAACCGGUUUGGGCGCCUGACUGUCCGGUGCCAUUAUGAAGCGGCUGAGCAGCGGCUGGCUGUGGAGGUGCUGCACGCAGCCGAUCUCCUGCCCUUGGAUGCCAAUGGCCUGAGUGACCCCUUUGUGAUCGUGGAGCUUGGCCCACCGCACCUCUUCCCACUGGUCCGCAGCCAGAGGACCCAAGUCAAAGCCCGGACAUUGCACCCGGUGUAUGACGAGCUCUUCCACUUCUCUGUGCCUGCAGAAGCAUGCCGCCGCCGCGGGGCCUGUGUGCUAUUCACGGUUAUGGACCACGACUGGCUGUCCACCAAUGACUUUGCUGGGGAGGCGGCCCUUGGCCUAGGUGGUGUCAGUGGCAUUGCAAGGCCACACGUGGGAGGGGGCAUGAGACCUGGGCAGCCCAUCACAUUACACCUGCGCAGGCCCAGAGCUGAGGUGAGGUCCGUACUGCGGAUGCUGGAAGGCCGCUCCAACAAAGAGGCCCAGGAGUUUGUCAAGAAACUCAAGGAGCUGGAGAAGUGUAUGGAGGCUGACCUCUAAGCCCCAAUGGUCACAGCCUGGCCCUCCGCCGUUCCCUGUGGGGUCCCUCCCUCACCAUGUGACCUGCCUGCUGUGGUUGUACCCUGUGGCUUCUAUCUGGCUGUGUCUCUUGGUGUGUGCUGUGAACCCUUUGUGCCCCAGCAUGCCCCACCUUGAAUAUGGGCAGUCAACUCGGAGGGACCUGGCCAGCAUCUGCCCAUGGACACAGAGCAGGAUGGGUGGAUGGGCUCUCCUCCCUGGAGCAAGGGUCAUGUGCUCUCUGCGGACUCUGCCCCCUAGAGGCCAUUAGGUGGUAUCUGGAGACAUUUGUGGUCACAACCAGGGAGUGGAGAGUACUGGUGCCAGGGGCGGAGGCCAAUGUUGUUCACACCCUUGUAACCAUCAGUCAGCCUGAUGAGAAAUGAUCUGUGCCUCAUGAGGGCAGUGCCACCGGGGAAGCCUCACUGGGGAAGCCCUGCCCUGCACCCCCAGGAUAGGUCUCCAUUGGCAGAGGCAAGGUCAGGGAACAAGUGGGAGGUUAGCAUCUGCCAGGGCCCCAGGCAAAGGGUGAGGGUCAGGGUUUCUCCCACCUGCAGCUUCUCUCUCCUGAUCUAGAUGCUCUACCCACAGCAGGUGAGCAAGGGGCCAGUUGAAGGUUACUUGCGUUCUGGUCCCCACCUGGCUCUGGGCCCAGGAGAGUUUCUCCCAUAGCCACCAUGAGGAAAGGGGCAUUGCCCACGGGUAGAGAUCAAGGUGAAGGGCUCUUGGCCAGCUGGUCAGAUAUCCUUUUAGACAUCUGUAUGUGACCAUACCAGACUUACCCCAUUGCCCAGAUCCACCCAGGCAGAUGUCCCCAACCCUUAGCCAAGUAUAAAGCAACAGAACUCAUAUUGGGAGGCUCCUUCUUGGCUUUAUCAAGAGCUCUAAGGUAGGACUCCAAACAAGGCUGUCACAGAAUUGUCCCAACAGGCCUGUCCACCCCCAAAUCCCACCGCCAUAUCUGGACUAACGCACACCAGCUUCAAUAAUGUGUUUGCAACCUUCA
This is a messenger RNA of Microtus ochrogaster (prairie vole), 4856 nucleotides long. It is a transcript of the gene Baiap3, whose product is annotated as BAI1 associated protein 3. The record is from RefSeq and is a predicted model, not a curated record. Lineage: Eukaryota; Metazoa; Chordata; Mammalia; Rodentia; Cricetidae. Gene Ontology annotation, molecular function: SNARE binding. Gene Ontology annotation, biological process: regulation of dense core granule exocytosis; positive regulation of neurotransmitter secretion. Gene Ontology annotation, cellular component: late endosome membrane; trans-Golgi network membrane; secretory vesicle.